AUGGUGCUGCUGUUGACGCUCCUCUCCUCAGCAGCAGCGGAUCUCGCACUGACCGACAUCCCCUCCCCCCCUCCGCGACCAGCCCCAGCGGAGCGCAGCCCGCCGAUUCUCCAAAGGCGCCUACGCCGAUUCCGCAGCGUAGCCGCCCGGCGUAGCUGCCCUGCUUACGCACGCUACAGCAGGCGGACUCCUCCACAGGCUCUCGCCCGACUCCCGCUCCCUCCUCCGUCCCCCGCCCCCUCAGACGAGGCUUCCGGGCCUAGCGGAGGCUGGCUUCCAUCUCGCGAGAUUACCGCCUCCCCAGCUCCGCCGCCUCGCUCCAUUUCGAGCAUGACUUCAUUGGCGUCAGCAACGUUUUGCUGUUCGGGUUUAGCCGCCAUGUUUAAGUUGGCCGGGUUUCGCACCACUGAGGUCAUGGAUACUCAGGCCUCUUUGCGUGUUUCUUCAACACUGCUUCUAAGGUUAACCGCGUUACAUUUGUUGGAGAAAAUCCUGGGAACGCUGAAAAGGACUAGUGGGUGGGGUGCGAGGGUGGGGUCUUGCCCGAAUUAAAGAUGGCCGCAGUCAGCUCUGCCCCGCGCAAUUUCACGUCAAGUUUUGGAGCUGCGGGAGCCGGCCAGUUGGCCUCAGCGCUUCCUUACGGAAUUGGCGUAAGGCAAAGAGGCGCGGCUGGAAGAACCAGACUGAGAAAGUGCCACAGGGCGGGGGCCGCAUCCGCCCCUCGGCUUCUGGUUACUGACCCGACGGCUUUGUGAGUGAAAGUGAAGAGACACUUCGAGGAGGUCCUGGAACCAAUCCCCUCUGAUACUGAGAGACAACUAUUACACAAGAGAAAUAUUCUACCAUUCACAAAAUCUCGUUUAAGUGUCGUGAAAUACAAACACCAGGGAAUCAAGAACUUUAGAAAAUUGUGGCUGUGUUCCCAUAUGGGGUACAAAGGACCAGUGAGUCCCAUUUGUUGUGGUUCCUGCAUUCAAUGACUCCAGAUGUGCCACCACCGAGCUAGUCUUAUGACAACCUAGAAGGCAAAUUGGGAUGGCCCCAUAUUUGUCACUGAGAGCAGAAGGGUUGAGAACUUAGAUCCUGACAGGAGGCCCACCUUUAUUGGAGAAAUGGCUCUGCAACUUAGCUCAUGUAAGACUGCUGGGAUUUGAAAUGUAUCCUAUUAUUUGAAGACCGAAAUCAAAAUAUGAAGGUGGAGCCUCAUGUGUGCCUUCUGUCUUGUUCUCUACUAGGGUGUAAACCAUUUAACUAAAAAUAGUCUCCAAUUUGACACCUUCCCAACUUCACUAGUAUACCCCAAAUCUCCAUGCAGGGUUACAGACCUAUUUCAGCUGGCUCCAUUUACUCUGAGGCAGAUAAAGCUGAGAUUGCAACAUCAGAAGCAGUUCAACCAAUCAUUAUGUACAAACCUCAGCCCAUUUGUAUAAUGCAAUCCUUCUGGUAGUAAUGACACAAAACAUGCCUAUAGGGACGAUCACAACCCUGUCAAAGUCCCAAGUCAUCUGUGGCACCAGGGCCACAGAACUUCUUACCACUUGGAAGCAAAAUAGUUGCUUUAAUGGUAACCAAAUGCCCUCCUUCAAGACAGUAUUUCAAGAAGGAGGAGUAUACAUAUAUUAUACAAACAUAUCCAAUCCCUUUAGAAGAUAAUUAUCAAUAUCAUGCAGGGAAGCUGGAACACACACACAAAAUCAAGUACUAUCUAGAAGAUCAAGCCACAAAUCUCAAGAGAAGCAGUAAGUGUCCAGGGCCUGGGAUCUUUUAUCUUGGCCGUGAGAAUAGCACAGCCCAUGGUGCAGAAACGACAGGCUAGUUGUCCAGCAUAACACGGUGUUUUAUUUCACCAUAGUAGACUGCUGGGAAAUCUCUGGAGGCCUUGGCAGCUGUGUCUUGUCUUUAAUAUGAAGCCUGGCGGGGAAGACAGAGAGAGAGACUCAUAAUUCACAAGAGGCCCAGCUGUAAGAAAGCCAUUCUAAAUAACUGAAUCAGGCACCGAGGAGGAGCGACUAUUCCAUUCCUAAGUCAAGAAUGCUUUUUGUCUUUCCUUCUCUCCUAAUUGGCUCAUGAAAAGAUCAUUUAUGUGUGGUAGAAUCAGUACAUCAGAGGCAGCUUCUGUUUCUCUCCAUUUCUCCUCCCCACUGCUGCUGUCCUGUAAAAAGACCCUUUGUUACAGACUGAAACAGCAGAUGCAGCUCAGAUAUUAUCUUGAAUAAUUUUGUGGGGGAGCAUUUUAUCUUGAACUGGUGUAACACCAUUUUCACGUGGAAAGUGGUUCUAUGUCUGAUCCAAAUAUUCUAGAAACUUGAGAGACCCAUAUGGCAAAGAAGUACUUUACACACAUAUCUCUUUAAAGUAGUGCAGGGUAUGGGAAGAACUGAUAAUGCUGAUUAAAUGAUAUGUAGACGAAAUGAAUGUAAACUGGCAUCAUGGGCUGAGUGAGUCAGGGGAGGCCUUGUGGAAGAGAUAAGAGUAAUAGAAAAUGCUAGGUCAAGUAUGUGUAGAGGCCUGGAGAGAGGAAUGGACUUAGUGGGUCCAAAAGUAAGAAGACUUGUUUGUUGUGAAUACAGAGUUAGAAGUAGGUAGAAGAAAAAGUUGGUCGGGUCCUGCAGAGAUUAAAAAUUCGGUUUAAGAUUUUAGAUUGUUUCAAUAAUCAAUUAGUUGGUGUCUGUGUUCAUUGUGGAAAUGCUUUAAAUAUAGAUAACAAAAAGGAUAAUAACUUACAAUCCUACCAGUCAUAGGAUAAUGAUGGCAGACAAUGUGGUGCACGUUCUUUCAUAUAUUUUAUUGUCCUAGUUUAAGGUUCCCUAUAGGCAGAUCCUGAGAUGAAGAUUUAAAUGCACACCACUUAUUGAGGAGGUGAUUUCAGGAAACACCGGCAGGAGAGUGGGGCAGUAUGACAGGGAAAGAAAGGAAGCAAAAAAAUAAAGGGCAUGUUCUCAAAGGAAUCAGUUGGAGAGCAGUCAUGCUGGAGACACUGGAAGAGAGUAUAGAAGAUGUCUCAAUAUAGUCCCGCCUAGGGAUCAGAAGUCGAAGUAUUUAUCCACUAAUUCUUGUCAAUUGAGAAUUUAUUUGAGGGGCAUUAACUCUCCAAAACGGUCUCCCUGUGCCAGAAAAGUAACCCUAAGCAGAGUGUUGCAGGUAUUUGCAGCAAAUAGCCCUCAGUGUGUCCUGAGGAUUGGUGUAGUACAUAAAUAUACAAAAUUAUUUUUAUUUAUAAAAAAGCUUUCUAUGCAUCAGGCUCUGUACUGUGUGUUUUACUUGCAUUCACUCAAAUAGUUCUCACAGAAGCCCUGUGAGGUCGGCGCUACUCUUAUCCCCUGAGGAUUAGAGGCUGGGAGAAGUAUAUAUGAGAGUCAUAUGGAGAUUAAAUACCUGAAGUCAUGAGGAGAUGAUGCACUCUCCAAGAGAGCUUUGAUGACAGCCUAUUUAUGCAGCUUCUGUCAUCUGUACACAUUCUCCUCUUUCUGUCAACAAAGAGUUUUUCUUUUGCAAUUGUAAAUGUCCUCUGUUUUCAGAGACUUUUGUUGGAAAACAAAACAAAAUCUUGAGACAUGAAGGAUCUGUAAUGGACACCUGUCGAUUGUGUCUGUUCAGCAGCUCCUCUCCCACCUGUCUUCCAGUACAACACCUUAUUUCAUUGGAGAGAAAGGUUCUACCUCUUCUCCUUAAGGUUUUAGUGGACAGCCAAACCAGUCUUCAGUCUACAGGGUGAGUAUGAGAUCCAGGCUUGACCAACCAUAGUCACCACCCACUUGGCUACAUCAAAUUGAGCCAGAAAGAGCCUUUCCCUGGGAAUUUAUAUGUAGACUUUGGGAAAAGGAAGCUUUCUUCUCUGAUGUUACUAGACAGCGAUGACAAAACCAGUGCUUGUCUGGACCAUGCUCCACUUCCUCUCCACAGCAAGAUGAGCAAGCUCAUCUGUAGUAGGAAAGAAUGUAGGAAUGCAUCCCCUGCACAGGGAAAAGCAGAGGAGAGAAUGAAAAAGAGAGAGAGAGAGAGAGAGAGAGAGAGAGAUCUGACUGUACUGCUAAGUCCCUGCAAUCCCCACCAAGGUCUACAAGGUCUACUUCCCCUAGACUACAACUACCCAUUACUUGUGCCAAAUAUUCAAUAAAUCGUAACCUUAGCAGGGAGAGGGAUGAAGAGAGAUUGAUUAAUGGGUAUGUAUAUACAGUAUGAUAGAAGAAAUAAGACCUAGUAUUUGAUCAGUCAGUAGUAUGACUAUAGUUUACAAUAAUCUAUUAUAUAUUUCAAUAUAGCUAGAAGAGAAGAAUUAGAAUGUUUCUAGCAUAAAGAAAACACAAAUAUUUAAGGUGAUGGGAAUCUCAGUUACACUGAUUUUAUCUUUACAAGGUAUAUGAAUGUUUUAAAUUGUCAUAGUACCCCCAAAAUAUGUACAUGUUAUGUAUCAAUAAAACACAAAAUUAAAAAAUAAAUAUUUAAACAAUCAUAA
Messenger RNA from Pan troglodytes (chimpanzee), 4456 nucleotides. RefSeq lists its product as uncharacterized. The transcript has 5 exons. Lineage: Eukaryota; Metazoa; Chordata; Mammalia; Primates; Hominidae. The coding region runs from base 1 to 552 and encodes 183 amino acids. The record is from RefSeq and is a predicted model, not a curated record.